CAUUCUACGGCAGUCCUCCAGUGAUUCCAGGGGAGCCGCGUCCGGUCCGCGGGUUUGCCUUCUCUCGCUGGCUCACCCACUCGCUUCUCCCUCCCUUCCCCUUGCAGUCGCAGCAGCAGCAGCGGACCAGCAGCCGUCGAGCGCCGCGCCCCCGGGCCCCGCGCGCCAAGCACCCCUCCCCUUCCCCUCCCCACACUUCCCGCCGCCAGCUCGACGCGCGGCCCGGAUCCGCCUCCCCAGAUCCGCUGCCGGAGCUUGCGGCCGAUUCGCACCCCGCAUGCUCGGGUAGGGCUUCACCGCGCCGUUCCCCGUGCGCUGCGGUGGCCGCCGGUGCCGUCCGUUGGGCGCCGCCGUGGUCGCGGUCGGGGGCUUGUGAGGCUGCGGGAGCUGCCCCUCGGUCGCCGUCGCGUGUUUCUGUCUGCUGCCCGUCCUGAUUCCUGUUGGGGGCUUUGAGGUGAGUGCUGCACUAGCGAUGGCAGAAGUCCAGGAUGGCCAUUACGAUUCGACGUCACAGUCCACCGACAGCUUGCGUGUUGAGCCUAUAUACGAGUCGUUCCUGUGCCCACUCACCAAACAGGUUAUGCGGGAUCCUGUCACUAUUGACAGUGGUGUUACGUUUGAGCGUGAUGCCAUUUUGAAGUGGUUCAAUGAUUGUCUUCACAGCGGAAAGAGGCUCAUCUGCCCUGUGACUAAGAAGGAGCUCAGCACCACCGAUUUAAAUCCAAGCAUAGCUCUGAGGAACACUAUUGAUGAAUGGAUGAAUCGGAAUGAGGCGGCCAAACUUGAUGUCGCUCGUAAGUCAUUAACUUCUGAUUGCACGGAAAGUGAUAUCUUACAAGCACUCCAGUAUGUUGAUGAGAUAUGCCAGAGAAGUCGAUCCAGUAGGCAAGUUGUGAGAAGAGAUGGAUUGAUAAGCAUGAUUGCUGACUUGCUGAAGAAUAGCUCUACGAAAGUACGGCAAAAGGCAUUGGAAACUCUUCGUUCCAUUUCAAAAGAUGACAAUGACAAUAAGGUUGAGAUCGCUGCUGGAGACAAUAUUCGCACAAUUGUAAAGUUCUUAAAUCAUGGACAAACUCAGGAAAAGGAAAAGGCUGUGUCUCUGUUAUAUGAACUUUCAGAAAAUAAGGAUCUUUCAGAAAGAAUUGGCAGUGUGUCUGGAGCUAUUCUUAUACUUGUUGGUUUGUCAAGCAGUAAAGUAGAAAACUCGUUGAUUGUUGACAGAGCUGAGAAGACAUUGGAGAAUUUAGAGAGCUGCGAAAAGAAUGUUAGACAGAUGGCUGAAAAUGGUAGAUUGCAACCCCUUCUUAGGCUUCUUCUUGAAGGUUCACCUGACAUGCAAUUAUCUAUGGCUGCAUACCUCGGGGAGCUUGUUUUAAGCAAUGAUGUUAAGGUUCUUGUGGCACAAACGGCUGGCUCCACACUAGUCAAUAUCAUGAAAAAUGGGAAUAGAGAGGCCAGAGAAGCAGCUUUGAAGGCUUUGAACCAAAUUUCAUCUUAUGAUGCCAGUGCAAAGAUACUAAUUGAAGCGGGUAUUCUUCCACCUCUCAUCACAGACCUCUUUACUGUUGGCAGUAAUCAGCUUCCAAUGAGAUUGAAGGAGGUCUCAGCAAACAUUCUUGCAAAUGUUGUGGCAUCGGGUGCACGUUUUGAGUCCAUUCCACUUGAUCAUAGUAGGCAGACCUUAGUGUCUGAAGACAUUGUUCAUAAUCUGCUUCAUCUCAUAAGCAACACUGGACCUGCAAUUGAGUGCAAGUUGCUCCAGGUCCUUGUUGGUCUAACGGAUUCUUCGACAUCUGUACAGAGCAUAGUUGAUGCCAUCAAAAGUUCAGGCGCCAUUGUUAGUUUAAUUCAAUUCGUUGAAGCACCUCAAAGGGAAGUACGCAUGAAUUCCAUCAAGCUCUUGAAUAACAUAUCACCCUAUAUGGGUCAAGAACUGGCUGAUGCUUUUCGUGGAAACUUUAGUCAACUUAGCAGCUUGGUCAGGGUCAUUGCUGAUAACAAUGGUAUUUCUGAAGAGCAAGCAGCUGCUGCUGGCCUUGUAGCUGACCUUCCUAUGCGGGACUCGGUCCUCACCAGACGUCUUCAUCAAGAUGGGGCAUUUGCAACGAUCAAUUUAAAAGUUUUAAGAAUCCGACAAGGGGAGAUUCGUGGAGGGCGUUUUGUCAACCCGUUCCUUGAAGGUCUAGUUAGAAUAGUCUCCCGGAUCACUUAUGUCUUGGAUGAUGAUCCAGAUUUCAUAGCUGUUGCCCGUGAAUACAAUCUUACUGCACUCUUCACUGAUUUGCUUCAGAUGAAUGGACUUGAUACUGUCCAGAUUGUCUCUGCUACUGCACUAGAGAAACUCUCACAUCAGUCAAAGCACCUUACAAAGAUACUACCAGCUCCCAACCCAGGGGUAUGUUUUUCAAUAUUUCCAUGCCUCAGCCAGAAGACUGUGGCAACUGGGGUUUGUAGAGUACAUUGUGGGAUUUGUUCUGCAAGGGAGAGCUUCUGUCUCUUGGAGGGAAAGGCAGUAGAGAAGUUGGUUGCUUGCUUGGAUAACAACAAUGAGAAAGUAGUUGAAGCUGCUCUAGCAGCACUAUCCACUUUAUUGGACGAUGGAGUGGACAUUGACCAAGGUGUCAUGGUCCUGUGUGAUGCAGAAGGAAUCAACCCGAUACUUGAUGUAUUGUGUGAGAACCGAAACGAGGCACUGCGCCAGAGAGCGGUGUGGGCAGUGGAGAGGAUCCUGAGGAUGGAUGAAAUAGCAUACGAGAUAUCAGGAAAUCAAAAUGUUGGCACGGCCUUGGUAGAAGCCUUCAGGCAUGGUGACUACAGGACAAGACAAGUUGCAGAGCGAGCACUGAAGCAUGUGGAUAAGCUCCCCAAUUUCUCUGGGAUAUUUUCAAAGAUGGGAGCACAAUGACCAUGCUACAAGUAGUAGUCUAGUUUGAUUUGACACAUGGAUUGCAGAUCCUCCCAUGACGCAGUUGAACACAGGUCUGAAAUGGUUGUGCAUGAUAAACCUGGGGCAGAUUGGCUAGGUUUCCAACAGAACUUUGUGGGUUUUAUUGACUGCAUUCCGGAUGGUUGCUAGAGUGAUCGGGUUGAUGGAAGGAGAUCAAUGUAUUGCACGUGUUGUAUAGUGGUGUAUAUCUGUACCUGUAAGCUUCUUGUGUCUGUAUUUUUGAGAUUGGUCAGAUUCACAGCAUAGCUUUGCUGUUUCCCCUGUUGUGUUGAGACAAAAUAAUGCAUAAGCCCCAACUGUGGGUGGAAGAAAGAAGGAAAGUGAAGUAUUGCAUCAAAGAAAUUGUGAAGUAUUCUGUAUUAGUAGGGCUGCUACGUUAAUUCAUAUUCGAUUAUCAUUCUUGUAUCCUGCA
This is a messenger RNA of Setaria italica (foxtail millet), 3359 nucleotides long. Its product is annotated as U-box domain-containing protein 43. The transcript has 4 exons. Lineage: Eukaryota; Viridiplantae; Streptophyta; Magnoliopsida; Poales; Poaceae. Bases 473 to 2905 code for a protein of 810 amino acids. The record is from RefSeq and is a predicted model, not a curated record. Gene Ontology annotation, biological process: protein ubiquitination. Gene Ontology annotation, molecular function: ubiquitin-protein transferase activity; protein binding.